Argentina anserina (silverweed cinquefoil) is the source of this 807-nucleotide messenger RNA. RefSeq lists its product as uncharacterized. Bases 1 to 807 code for a protein of 268 amino acids. The transcript is spliced from 2 exons. NCBI's taxonomy places the organism in Eukaryota, Viridiplantae, Streptophyta, Magnoliopsida, Rosales, Rosaceae. The record is from RefSeq and is a predicted model, not a curated record.
AUGGAAGCAACUGAGUUGGCCAAUCCCACCACUAUCCCCAUCUUCACUUGGCCCCUCUUCGGAAUAGGACGCCUCGCAUUACACCGACGCGAAAAGUCGCCGGCGUUCAUCAUCCUCCCCGACGCGGCAGUGGCUGUGGAACUCUCCAUCUCUGGGCCCAGAUUCUAUGUAGUUGGUUUCUCCAUGGGUGGCCAGGCCGUCUGGGGUUGCCUCAUAUACAUCCCUCACAGGCUAGCCGGAGCGGCGUUAUUAGCUCCGGUUGUUAAUUACUGGUGGAGAGGUUUUCCUGCAGGGCUAUGUAAUCAAGCAUACUACCACCAACAGUUUCGGCGAGACCAAUUUCGUGUUUCUCACUACACCCCUUGGCUUACUUCUUUUUGGAACACUCAGAAAUGGUUUCCCGGUUCAAGUGUUCUUGCUCGCAGCCUAGAUGUUCUUUCUCAACAGGACAAAGAGCUCCUCCUCAGGCCUCCUCCUACCAAAAAGAUGCCGUAUAAUAUGGACCUGCCAGCGCAGCAAGGAGAACCCGAGUCCGUUCACCGUGACCUGAAGGCUGGAUUUGGGACCUGGGAAUUUAGUCCUCUCCAGGAUCUGGAAAACCCUUUUCCGAACAACGAAGGUUCUGUUCACCUGUGGCAUGGAGAUGAAGAUCUGAUGGUUCCUGUUACUCUGGAACGUUACAUUGCUCAGCAACUUCCCUGGAUUCACUACCAUGAGAUAAAAGGUGCUGGACACUUCUUCCCACAAGCUCCUGGGAUGUCUGAUGCUAUUUUCAAGGCACUUUUAACUCCUCCUGAGAAGAAGUAA